CAUACCUGUGCUCAUCAUAUCGCACAAGUACAGAAUAUUUGUGCACAUCAAGCCCCUCACACAAGCCUGCGCUAUUGACUCAGUUGUACAAUACUCAAAAAUUAUAGUAUGGAAAAAGUUAAAGACAUCAUUCCUGAUUAUUACGAUGGAGACUUUCUGUGUCCUAAAAGUGGGGCAAAGUUGGCCUCUCUCUUUGGUCUGGACCGAGCACAGAGUCAGGGAAACGAGUCCUUCCAAUUCACCGCCCCUAAACAGCCAAAAAAGUCCUGCGCCAUCUUAGGCCCACCUCCUCAGAAGUCCAUCCCUCCUCCAUGUGCUCCAGCUGUGCUGUUUGCUACAGCUGUGCAUGCAUUCAGCUUUGUGAAUGGACAAUAUGAGAAGCAAGGCAAGAUAGGAGCUGCUGUUUUAGGAAACCAUGUCACCAAAGAGUACAAGAUUCUGUUGUACAACAGUAAACAAAAACAGAUGAGUACGGCUCGAAUCCAUCGCGGAUUUGCCCUCACAGUUCAGCCCUGUAACUAUGUCACUUUCUAUGACGACCAGCAACAAAACUGGUCUUUAAUGUUUGACUCAGCAAAGUCCAGGCCUGAGUUCUGUAAGGAGGUGUGCGUGGCCCGGUGGAACAGUGAGGCUUCGUCAGACUCUCUGGUCACUCAGGACCUGGUCCAAGGAGAAGGUCAAGCUGUUGAUGUCGGGGACACAGUGGAGGUGGCCUAUUCUGGAAGGCUUUUACAAAACCAUUCUUUAGGACAGGUAUUUGAUUCCAAUCUGGGCAAAGAAAAGCUGCAGCGAGUAAAGCUCGGAGCAGGCAAAGCUCAGAGGGGAUGGGAGGAAGGGAUGCUUGGCAUGCAGAAAGGAGGUCGACGGCUCCUUAUCGUCCCUCCUAGUAUGGGUCAUGGUUCGAAGGGCGUCCUUCAGCAUGUGCCAGCAAACAGCACUCUGGUGUUUGAUGUUGAGAUUCACAGAGUUAAAUUUUCCAAAGACCGACAAAGUCGGGGAUCAGUUGACACCUUCAGUGCAUCUCCAAGUACACUAGGAGAGAACACCAGCCAAUCGGUCACUGACACAGAUGAGUCAAAAGUCCAAGCACCUAAGGGGAAAGUGGAAUCUGUAUCCCCGACAAGUUCAGGUGCUUCCAAAUCCAAGCUAAUCUCCCGUAUAGCCAAGAUGGGUCAACCCAUGCUUCCCUUUCUCACUGGGGCCAUUCCAGCUCAGCCUGACCCCAGUGACUCAGAAACAGAGGAUACAAGUGAAUUGACUUGUGAUCCCUCUCCUUCACAUUCGCACUCACCAAAACCUGCACAAAUGCCCUGUAGAUCUCCAUCUUUGUCGUAUUGGCCUUAUGAUGCUCAGAAACAGGAAGCAGUGGUGCCAGAAGCAGACUUAAACGCUACACAAGGCUUUCAGCCAAAUUCUUUCAGACAAAAUCCUUAUUUUCCAUCACAGCUAGAUUCAUUUGCCUCAGUCUUCCCAUCCCAGCACAUUCCAUACCAGACACCUGAUAUUACAUCAUUCUUGAUGUCUGAUGCUCGCCAACACAACACAGAAAUUCUACUGGCUAUUGAAAAGCUGGCACACAGGGUAGACCAGCUUAGCUGCAAGGUGGAUGAGCUGCGAAAAGAGGCUCACUACUCUUUCAGACACUCAUCUGUGUCCUUAGAGACAAACAUGAUCCUACACAACAUUCAGAGAAUUAUUCAGGAGAGUAUGUGUCUGAAAAAGGAGGUUCUGGAGAAGAGUAGGAACAGUGUAGUGGAGGAACAGAACCACAAAACAGAGAAAAGUGUGAGGUAUAUGGAGCAGAAACACAGCCAGACUUGCCUUCUUCAGGCUGAGCAGGAAAAGGUUCCUAUAUCAGGAGAAUGUGAUUCCUCCACCGCACAAGCACAUCGGCUGGAGCAGGAGGUGCUCAGUCUCCAGCAGAGGGCAGAGAAGCAGAAGUGCACACAGAUGAGGGACAUCAGACAAAACAUGGAGAAGGAGAUGCAAGAUCUGAGGGCUGAAAAGGCGAAUCUGGAUCAGGUGAAGCGAUUGCUGAAUGAAGUGUUUCAGUCUCUCAGGACUGAGUUUGAUUGCCACGAGUCUUACAGUGGACACACCGUGCUCGAGAUUCUCCAAAACACCAUCAAGAGUAUCACCGUGGAACUUCUCUCAGAACCGCAGGAGCUUAAUCAGGCAUAGAUGAAGAUAAAGCAGAGGAAGGAAAGCAGUGAAAUAGUGGGAAAAGGUCAACAUUAAAAUGAAGCAUUUAUGCUAACAGAACAUCUGUAGAUCAGAACACCUCCAUAUUGCAGUCUGUUUGGCCAUAAUUUCACGUACUGAGAAAGGGCAAAUGGUACUGUCCAAUCACAGUUAAGAAAGCUAAUUAAUGUCCAAUCCGUGGACAGCUGAUACUUUCUCAGUGUUUCAAGGCAGGCAGUUCUUCAGUCAUUGAACUGGAAAAACCCUGAACAAUAACAACAGUGUCCUGACUAUGAUACAAUUGGAUAUAACUACAAGGUUUUAAGUCAGGUUAACUAGAUACACGCAAAUGUAAUCUUUACUUGAGUUUGUUUCAUCAUGAGAACAUUAUUUAAUAUAGUAUUUAGGUUUUAUUUAUAAGAUUGCAAAAUACUUAUCUGAUCAACUUGACAUUUCAGGAAUUCUGGACUAAUAUUGGUUUAUUGAACAGGAAAAUAAGAAUGACACUAGGCAAAAUGUAAGAAGUAAAUAGAAAAUCUAACAUAAUUGCAAACUAACACUUAUGAUAUUUUGUAUGUAAACAAAUGCAUCUUAAUCGCAGUAUGCGGUUUCAAAAAAUAAACCUCUAAAUUGUGAAAAAACUAGAACAUAUUGUCUAGGAGUUUUAUUUAGCAGAGGUCUGACAGGUGUGAUAACACUUCAAAAUGAAUAGGAAGCAUUUCAAUGAAUGUGGUUGGUUAGGUACAAUUAUAAAACCUAAAUAAAAUGAAAAUACAUUAUGAAUAUGUAGACAACAACAGAAAAUGCAUAAAGGCAGAACAUUUAUUGUAAAUGAAUGUAACACAGAUAUUUAAUCUCACUGAUAAUAUCACAGAUAAGGUGCCAUUUGUGUUUAUAAAAUGACCACAAACUGCAUCAGUUCUUAUGAAAUAAAAUAAGAGCAGGAAGACUAGUGUGUACAUAAAUUAAUAAUAACCUGCCACCAGAGGGUAGUUUAUACUACAGUAACUUCUACUAAACAUUCUGAGGAUUUCAUGUUUUUUUUUUCUUAAAUGGUAGAUGCACAGCAAACAAAAGACAUAUUUGUCCAGUCUGAUCCAUACAGCAUAACUGCACCACACAAAGCACACAGGUUAACAUUUUGUAUCAUGCUGAGAUAGGAAAUCAAAUGAAUAUGUGAUUAAGUUCUUUUUUAAAUUCUGUACAUGUUCAGUGAGAAGCAGACUUCCACAUAAGAGCACUUGGACGAAGAGAGGUUCACAGAAGUACACAGAUUUAGGAAACAUUAUUGUGUGUGUGCAAUACUUAGAUAGUUGACGAUGUAAAAAGGACUAACAGUGCAUUUGUUAGGAUGAGUGUCUGGAGUGUUUAAGUGCAGUGCCUUAAGAAAGGUUUCGCCUUCAACCUAUAUUUGUCUAUUCUGCUGUGUUGCCAAGUCAGUUCAAAACAUUUAAAUGUUUAAAUUUAAGUGUAAAGAGUCACAUUUAAACUAAAAUUAAAAUCUUACAUUAAAAAUGAAAAUUAAAAAGUACUUUAACUUAACUGGUUGAAGUAUUCAAAUACUCUGGUACUGCAGGGUAUAGCCCCUUUCACACCAAGAAAAGUAUAAAGACAGCUUUAACAAUAAAUGUAUUAGCAUCCAAACCAAUAGACAAUCUAUUUAUUAUAAGCGCAUACUGUAGUUAUGUCAGCUGCCACUUUAAAUGCUCAAUCUCUGCAGAUUUUGAUUGGCCUGUAAAUAUUUUUUAUCAUUUAUCAGCCGGUAGAAUUUUGUUGUGAUGAUUCCAAUGAUAUAGUUCCUCUGUCUUGUCAUUAUAGCUGUGGUGUGAUGCCCCAAUUCUGAUAAAAUUUGAAUUAUGAUUAAAACUUAAAAAAUAUUACAGAUAUUGCCCUUGGUAUGAAAAUCCCUGAAUGGUGAUCAAUUUGGUCUUACUGUACUACAAUGUUGAUAGAAUAACAUUGAGGGCAGGGCAUGAAGAUUUACCUUUAAUAUAGCAAACCUACAGAUAUUUAAAAUUUAGUUGGGGGGUGGGGGUGAGUUCAAUUACAGAAGAGGCACAAGUGCUUAGAGCGGGUACAUCAAUGGUGAUACUAAAGCUCAACAGUCUUAUUAUUAUCUAUUCCUAUUAGGUUUCAGUUAAA
This is a messenger RNA of Carassius gibelio (silver crucian carp), 4323 nucleotides long. It is a transcript of the gene fkbp15a, whose product is annotated as FKBP prolyl isomerase family member 15a. The record is from RefSeq and is a predicted model, not a curated record. Gene Ontology annotation, molecular function: peptidyl-prolyl cis-trans isomerase activity. The transcript has 22 exons. The coding region runs from base 109 to 2181 and encodes 690 amino acids. Lineage: Eukaryota; Metazoa; Chordata; Actinopteri; Cypriniformes; Cyprinidae. Gene Ontology annotation, cellular component: growth cone.